AAGAAAAAAGGCUACUUACUCGUCUAUGUUAGCCCCUUUACCUUUUACCCCCCCUGUUUCUCUGUUCAUGUCAAGAAGCAACUGUUGCAAAAGAGAGAGAAAUUUGGAAUCCGGCAACACCCCAUUUCCUAAAGUUCUUCAAAUGGGAAUUUCCAUGUCUUAUUCUUUUUCUAUUUUUAUUUGAAAGCCGAAGUUGACCCCCCCCCCUCCCCCCCUUUUCUUGCCCAGUUUCUUUUGCGAUUUUUUACUUGAAAGCUGCUGAAAUUUUUGGUUAGUUUAAGGGUGAGCGUUAAAGAUUGACAAGGGAUAUAUGUCGUUUUUUUUUUGGUUUGCCAAGAAAGGUGAAAGGAAAAAUAAAAUUCGAGGAAGAAAGGUAAAAGAAAUAAAAGAAACAGAAUUCUCUGGCCUGAUUCUCGAGAUGGUUUUUAUGGAGUUAUGUUUCCGCACAAGAAACGGAAACCAUAGGCAUUAAGUUUCCUGUUUCUUAUCUCCCCUUUUAAGUUCCGUUGUCAGUAACAUCACUGCUAUUUAUUUAUUUAUUUAUUUUUUCUUCUAAUGAUGAGAGAUGUUCAUUCUAGGAAGCUCAAUUAUUGGGUUGCGUUUCCAUUUAUGUUUAAUGCAAUAUGUUCUUAUACUUAAAUGUUAUUGCUCACAUGUUUUUUCUGCUACUUCUUUUUUCCUGAAAUAGACGCGCAAAAUAAAUUAUAAGCUUGUCUGCUGGUUUCUUAUACAUUUGUUCUCCUGAUGGACUUCUGGAGUUAUGCUUCAGAAGGAAAAGGCCUUCUGUUCUCUGAUGAAAUAGAUUUAUCUGCCGAUGCAUUUACAAGAAGUAGAAAAGCAUCGAUAGGAUGCGAUACAGAAGCGGCUGAGAGUGCAGAGUCUUUAGAUCUUGGUUUCUCUGAAAUCCCAAGAAAACCCUUUCAUGGUAGCAAAACGGGUGCGGGGAUGUUUGGUGGUAGCUGUGUUGGUAUUGAUUCAAGUAAACUAGUAGUAGGCUCUCCUAAUUGUAUGAUUGCCUCCAAUUCGUCAAUGGAAUCUAGGUCCGAUCAUUCGAAUUCUCUCAUGGAAUCUAAUAUUCAGGAUUCAUCACUAUUUGAUUUGAAGCUAGGGAGAUUGGCUGAUUGCAAAGAUGCACAGAAUAGUAGGUUUUCGAAAGAGAGAUUUUUGUUAUCUUCAGCAAGUCCAACUGCUCAGGCAAAGCGUGCUCCAAUGGCGAGUUUGCGCCCUCGGAUUUCCUUUUGCCAGGUCUUUGAUUGUAACAAGGAUCUUAGUUCCUGCAAGGAUUACCACAAGAGGCAUAAAGUGUGUGAGGUUCAUACGAAAACUCCUCAAGUUAUUGUUAAUGGCAAUGAACAGAGGUUUUGUCAGCAGUGUAGCAGGUUUCACUUGCUGGUUGAGUUUGAUGAUGAUAAGCGCAGUUGUCGUAAACGCCUGGCAGGCCACAAUGAACGCAGACGAAAGCCUCAAUUUGGCACCAAAUUUCUGGGGACUUCCUUGGCAAAGAGAACAUCCUUUCUUUUUCCAAACAUGCUUCCAGGACGUACUUUUUGUCCACAAAGUUAUGAAGAAGAUAAUUGGCGUAAGCAUGUUAAAUUGGAAGAGAAUUCAAUUUACAGCUCUCCAUCGGCAAUACCCAUAAGAAAUGGGCAGUUGCUGCCAAGGUCAUUCCUCCAUUUGCAUGGCAGCAGGAUACAAAAGACUGGUGGAAUUUCUCCACUGGACACUGAGGACCUCUCUAUUUCUAACACAGCAACAACUAUUCAUGAGUUAGCUGAGGUGUCGCACUCUAGCUGUGCUCUCUCUCUUCUGUCAGCAGCUGAAUCACAGGACUUGAGCCAUUCUGCAGGAAAUAUAAUGGUUAGGCCCUUGGUCAGUCAAGCGGGUGGUGCUUGUCAGACCUUGGGUAUUGCUAACAAAUCUUUAGGGGUAGGCUCUUCAGAAAAGUACGUGCCAAUUGGAAUUAAUUCAUUUGGAAUGAAUUUCAUUGAAGUUGACAAUAUGGGGCCAUUUGGGGUUUCUGGUUCUGGUCAUGCUGCCGACCUUAAAGUUGAAACAGAUGGAUUUCUACAUCAGUCAGAUUUCUUGAACGCCAAGCAUUGUGUUUCUCCAGAAAAUGAAUCUACUGUGGAUUGGCUUCAACUGUCAUCCCAUCUUCAGAGGGUGGAGCAACAGAGGAACUCCAUGAAAGUGAAGCAUGAAAAUGAAGAUUUCUGCAGUUUUGGUGCCACUUAUAGGGUGUGAGAUUAAAUAACUUGGGCUCUCCGUUGUGACUUUCGAAGGUAAACAACGUAAGAUGUGGGAGAUAGCAAUGAAUUGCCAUGGAUAAUGUAGAUGUCUGUUUUUUUUCUCUUUUGACCAAGUGUACUACUCUCUUUCUUGAAGAGAAAGUGAUAAAUCCAGCGUUGAUGCAGAGGAGAGAAUUGGUGGCAAUCUGCAUACCAGCAUCAAAUAUAAUGACUAACUUCAUUGAUGCAAUAGAUAAUGAGCCUUUAGAGACUUCAGUUAGCGUUUGCAAGUACAUUCCUUUACUUAAAGGGUAUAUAUAACACGAACAGUAUAUGGAUUUUCAAUUAUUGUAAGGGGGAUGCAAGUUUGAUGUUGCUGGUUGCUUUAGAGAUAACAUAUUUCGACUUUCAUUUGCAAAUACUAUGCUGGUCGAGAAAUUAAUUGCUAAAUUAUGUACAA
Populus nigra (black poplar) is the source of this 2685-nucleotide messenger RNA. RefSeq names its product squamosa promoter-binding-like protein 6. Gene Ontology annotation, molecular function: DNA binding. The record is from RefSeq and is a predicted model, not a curated record. Gene Ontology annotation, cellular component: nucleus. The transcript is spliced from 4 exons. Lineage: Eukaryota; Viridiplantae; Streptophyta; Magnoliopsida; Malpighiales; Salicaceae. The coding region runs from base 745 to 2241 and encodes 498 amino acids.